AUGUCCUUCAUCAAGUUUACUCGUUUCGCCACUUCGCGUACAUUUUGCUCAAAUGUAGGUCCAAUUCAUAGUGCUAUUAAAGAAAAGCUUACUGCUCUUUUCAAGCCCUCUCAUUUAAAUAUCGUUAACGAAAGCCACAACCAUUCAUCAAACAUCGGCAAUGAAUCUCAUUUUCGGAUCUCUAUUGUUUCGAAGGAUUUUGAGAACAUUGGAGAUGUUACACGACAUCGGUUAAUCAAGAAGGCACUUCAACAUGAAUUUGAUAGUGGUCUACAUGCUCUAUCCAUUGUCGCAAAAUCGCCUUCAGAAGAGUUGAAGGAUUCAAAAUCUGUGCCGUGCAUUGGUAAAUCAAGAAUCGUUGAUCUUAGUAGUUGA
This is a messenger RNA of Rodentolepis nana, 375 nucleotides long. The record is from the annotation of a GenBank genome assembly. NCBI's taxonomy places the organism in Eukaryota, Metazoa, Platyhelminthes, Cestoda, Cyclophyllidea, Hymenolepididae.